Medicago truncatula (barrel medic) is the source of this 1498-nucleotide messenger RNA. RefSeq lists its product as uncharacterized. The record is from RefSeq and is a predicted model, not a curated record. The transcript has a single exon. Bases 342 to 1283 code for a protein of 313 amino acids. NCBI's taxonomy places the organism in Eukaryota, Viridiplantae, Streptophyta, Magnoliopsida, Fabales, Fabaceae.
CAUUCAUCACUCUUUCAUCGCCAAUAUUUUCUGGCAAAAUUCAAUUUCUAAACAAAUUACUAACAGUAUUACAUUACAUACAGCCACAUCUACCUACCUGGCACAUAUUUUUUCUAAGUCAAAAUAACCAACUUCCAUGACAUUUUCAUUUUCAAUUUUGUUCAUCUAAUUAAUAACUCUUGAUUCAUUCUAUCUCCAAUUCCAUUCGUCUUCUUAAUGAUGAUAAACCCAUUAACCAGCCACAAAACAUUAUAGUAAAAUUACAACCUUACAAGAACAAAUAUUUGAAUCACAAGACACAUUAUAAUUUGAAACCAUUUUUAAAGGGGUAUGAAUGGUUGAUGACUGUUCAACUUUCAUUCAGAUCACAAUCAUUCUCAAAACAAAACCUAGCUUCACUAAUGUCACAAAGAAUAACAGAAGAACCAUUACCAACCAAAACAGCUCAAAGCACAGUUACAUGCCUCUACCAAACCAGCAUUGGUGGCCAAUGGAGAAACAUAUCAGUCUUAUGGUGCAAAAACCUCAUCAACCACACAUUAAACCUUAAAGUUGACAGCGCUAGAGGCGAACAAUUUCAUCAAAACUGCAAAAUUGAAGUUAAGCCAUGGUGCUUUUGGAAUAGAAAAGGUUACAGAUCGUUUGACGUUGACGGCAAUCAAAUCGACGUGUAUUGGGAUCUAAGAUCGGCUAAAUUCGCAGGAAAUUGCCCCGAACCAUGCAGCGAUUACUACGUUAUGUUAGUUUCCGACGAAGAGGUUGUGCUGUUGUUAGGUGAUUACAAGAAGAAGGCUUACAAGAGAAUGAAAAUGAGACAAGCACUUGUUGAGGCAACAUUAUUGGUUAAGAGAGAAAAUGUUUUUGCAAAGAAAAGUUUCUCAACAAAGGCUAAAUUUGAUGAGAAGAGAAAAGAGAGUGAUAUUGUUGUUGAAAGUUCAACUGCUGGCAACAAAGAUCCUGAAAUGUGGAUUAGUAUUGAUGGGAUUGUUUUGAUUCAUAUUAAGAAUUUGCAGUGGAAGUUUAGAGGGAACCAAACUGUUAUGGUUAAUAAACAACCUGUGCAUGUGUUUUGGGAUGUAUAUGAUUGGUUGUUUAGUGUGUCUGGGUCUGGUCCUGGGCUUUUUAUCUUCAAACCUGGGCCCACUGAAGUUGAGAGUGAUAAAGAAGAGAAAGGUUUAGAAGGUGAGAGUGAUGAUGGUAGUGCUACUAGUGGAUAUUAUUCAACAAAAAGUUAUACUCCUUUUGAGUCUUGCCUUGUACUCUGUGCCUAUAAACUUGAGUGAUAAGUUAUAAGUCAGAGAGAAGAGACCAAAUGUUUAUAUGAUAGUCGGGGCAACCAUGCUUUUAAAUUGCGGUUGCGGCUAUGUUGUCAAUCAUUAUAUUGCGAGAAAAUGUUGGAAAAUGCAGCCUUUGCAGUCAAAAUUGAAGUUGCAAUGCCAUUACGAGGAUCUCAAAUUCAUUUAUACUGCAGGGCACAAUUUAAAACUAUGGUGGCAAC